AUGGAGAGACUCCCGCUGGUGGACGCGAGUGAGGUGCUGGCAGGCGCUUCGCCGAGGGUGCUGGAGCGGGCGUUUCUAGUCCUUGGCCUCCUCGCGCACGGGUAUGUGUUUCAGGACACGGUGGUGGGCGGGAAGCCGGUGGACGAGCUCCCGCCUCAACUCGCGGUUCCGUGGUGCCAGGUGGCGGCGAUGGUGGGCCGACCGCCGGUCAUCACCCACUCGAGCAUUGCGCUGGCCAACUAUCACGAGAUCGACGAGGACAAGGGCGCGGUGGUGGACAACCUCGGCAUGAACUCGCUGUUUCUGGGUGGAAUGGACGAGGCCUGGUUUUACACUGCUGCACUGGGAGUGGAGGGCGCCGGUGCGCCUGCGCUGGUGGGACUUGUGGAGGGCAUGCACGGCGUGGUGCUCGGCGAGCCGGAAAUGGUGCUCAACGCACUGCAGCGAGUGCUGGCGGCGGUGCUGGCGAUGGACGAUGCACUGGCUCGGCUGCCGGAGCGGUGCAUGCCAGCGGUCUUCUACUCGCGGAUCAGGUUGUUUCUGGCGGGGUGGGCCGGCAACAGCGAGCUGCCGAACGGGCUGACGUACGCCGGCGUCACGCCCGACUUUGACCACACCGCGACGCGGCCGGAGCGUGUGGCAGCGGCAUCCGGGUCGGCGACGCCAUCGUUUGUGGGCAAGUUCAACGGGGCGUCUGCAGCGCAGUCGUCGCUCAUCCAAGCGCUUGAUGCUGGGCUGGACAUUGAGCACGAGUCGGCGUUUCUCGACGCGAUGGUGGCGCACAUGCCUCGGCCGCACGCGCGACUCAUCGACGCGCUUUGGCACGGACCGUCACUCCGCGAGUACGCACACGCGUGCGGCGAGCCGGCAGUGCUUCAGAUGUACCUGGCGUGCCGUGAGGCGCUCGCCCUCUUCCGCAACCGGCACAUUCAAAUUGUGGCGCGGUACAUCCUGCAGCAAUCGCCUGCGCGGCCAUCGUCAGAGAAGGGAACCGGCGGAACGUCGAUCAUGCCAUUCCUCAAAGGCAUCCGCGACACCACGCGAGGCUAA
This is a messenger RNA of Thecamonas trahens ATCC 50062, 1050 nucleotides long. RefSeq names its product murine indoleamine 2. Gene Ontology annotation, cellular component: cytoplasm. Gene Ontology annotation, molecular function: metal ion binding; indoleamine 2,3-dioxygenase activity; heme binding. Lineage: Eukaryota; Apusomonadida; Apusomonadidae. The transcript has a single exon. Gene Ontology annotation, biological process: 'de novo' NAD+ biosynthetic process from L-tryptophan. The record is from RefSeq and is a predicted model, not a curated record. The coding region runs from base 1 to 1050 and encodes 349 amino acids.